CCUAUUUCGUCUCACGUUUUGAACGUCAUCAACGUUGGUGGCGCACGUUGAACUUGGCCGGUGUUUUGCUGAAGUAGCUUGUUGUGUUCGUUUGCGUGUUUUUUCAUGGCAAAUGGAGCAAAUGAAGUCGUAUUUUCUCGUGGAGCUGGACAGAGUGAAGAUUCAGACAUCUGGGAUGACACUGCCUUGAUAAAAGCCUAUGAUAAAGCGGUUGCAUCAUUCAAGAACGCACUGAAAGGGGAGGAUGAAAUGGCUCCACCUAAAAAAGAGAAACCUGGAAAUAAACGAAAAAACAACAAAAAGAACAAAAGCAGAAAGAGAUGUAACGCAUCUCCUGACAGAGAGUGGAAAGUUGGAGACUCCUGUUAUGCGUUUUGGUCUGAGGAUGGAAACGUGUACGCUGCGACUAUUUCCUCAAUCGAUCUGGAUAAGGGCACCUGUGUUGUAUAUUACACUGACUAUGGUAAUGAGGAGGAGCAAAAUCUGAAGGACCUUCUGUCAGAUCUUGAAGAUUUGGAGGAGGAAACGAAAAAAACAGGAGAAAUGAAAGAGGCUGAGUCUUCAACAGAGGAGAGUGAUAGAUCUUCUACUCCACACCAGUCUAGUCAACAGAAACACAAACCUAAAGGCAAAGCUCCAAUGGGCCCCCCCAUGUGGGGUCCUGGCUUUCCACCUGGCCCCCCUUUUGGCCCUCACCUCGGAAUGUCUAACAGAAGAAGAGGGGAUCCUGGACCUGCCUUCCCUGGCUGGCCUCCAAUGAUUCCUCCUGGUCCACCGAUGAUCCCACCACCACCACCAAUGAGUCCAGAUAUGUUGCAGGAUGAUGAGGCCUUAGGCAGCAUGCUGAUUUCAUGGUACAUGAGUGGCUACCACACAGGAUACUACUUAGGCUUGAAACAAGGUCGCAAAGAGGCUGCGGCAAAGAAGUCUCAUCACAAAUGAAGUAGUUGGAAGUUCAUCUGGUUAGCAUUUACUUCCACUGUGUGUUGGGUGGGAAAAUCCAUGUUCCAUUUCAUGUUUUGUAUUCUUUGUACAUAAAUGAAUUAAAAGCCAUUAUGUUCUUUUUCA
Messenger RNA from Colossoma macropomum (tambaqui), 1068 nucleotides. RefSeq names its product survival of motor neuron 1, telomeric (gene smn1). The coding region runs from base 106 to 942 and encodes 278 amino acids. Gene Ontology annotation, biological process: mRNA processing. The record is from RefSeq and is a predicted model, not a curated record. Gene Ontology annotation, molecular function: RNA binding. The transcript has 9 exons. NCBI's taxonomy places the organism in Eukaryota, Metazoa, Chordata, Actinopteri, Characiformes, Serrasalmidae. Gene Ontology annotation, cellular component: cytoplasm; nucleus.